GCCCUGGCCAACGUGGAGUCGCGUCUGCAGGCGUCGCUGCAGAGUAAUGUGUUUCAGACAACUACGGACAUGUCGGCGACCUUCCAGCAAGCGCACUCUGAGUUGGCAGAGCGGAUGGACGCGCGCGUCGCCGCGGUCGAGGACCAUCUCCACGCCGCGGAGGUCCGGCUGAGUGAGGGCGGCGGCUGGGAUCGCGAACCUGACAGUGCAGAUGUCUCCAUCUUAUCCAAGGUGGCUGGUUCCAAGGAAGCCGUGGAUGCGGCACUGGCCCCGCUCCUCUCGGACGCGGCCUUGGGCCCAGACACAACCACCCUGGAGGGGGAGCUGGUCGCCCAGCGCUACCUGCUGCGCUGCAGCGGCGCCGCGGAGCUGGCAGCUCGAAGGAUCGACAAGCUGCUGCAGCACAGACGUGUCGGCCCGAGGGAGUGGCGCUCGAUCCCAGCGCAGGCCCCCGACGGCUCCCAGGUUGUGCUCAGCUUGGGGCGCGACCGCAACCGCAAGCAAGUCGCCGCGGAGCUGGCGCUCAAGAAGAUCAAGAUGGCCCUCAUGGUCGCCAUUGCCUCCGGGCUGUUCGUGGAGA
This is a messenger RNA of Prorocentrum cordatum, 580 nucleotides long. The record is from the annotation of a GenBank genome assembly. NCBI's taxonomy places the organism in Eukaryota, Dinophyceae, Prorocentrales, Prorocentraceae.